AUGAAGAAGGAAUUGCCACUGGUUGUUCACGAUUUUUGUGCAUCGGCAAUGGGAAAAAACAGUGAAAAAUUUUCCCUUUUCUUCAACUAUGGUGGUACAUUUAUCAAAAUUGGAGAUUCAACUGAAUACUUUGGUGGGAAUUUCAAGUCUGUGUAUGGCUUAGACACUGAUAGGUUUGGAUACUUUGAUUUGGUAGAAGCAGUAGAGAAGCUGGGGGUUAAGGAGUUUGAUAAAAUAAUGUAUCAAGAUCCAGAGAAGCUAGGAUAUGCUGGUAUGAAAGAGAUAGUGGAUGACAGUGGUGUUAUGGAGAUGAUCAACACUGGCCAUAAGCUUAGACAUGUAAUACAGGUUUAUGUUGCUGCUAGUAACCCUAAUAAGGAUGAUGAUGAUGGUGUUAAUGUUGUUCAUAAUGCAUCUGAAGGGAGUAACUCUGCAAACAGAUUGGCAGAUGGUGAUGGUGAUGUGAAUGUUGGAGAUAAUGUAACUAGAGAUGAACACCCAGAUUCUGAUGCAAAUAUAGAUGAUGAUGAUGAUGCAAAUGAUGGAGAUAAAUCAGUUGGAGGUGGAGUGCUAGCAGACGUGGCUAUGUGCUCUGAUGAGGAUAGUGAUGAUGAAGAGUAUUUCCCAGUGGGUGUUAGCUCAUCAGAUGAUGAUCUGACUGAUGAGGAACAUGCUUCUGAUGAUGAUGAAUAA
This is a messenger RNA of Striga asiatica, 693 nucleotides long. Lineage: Eukaryota; Viridiplantae; Streptophyta; Magnoliopsida; Lamiales; Orobanchaceae. The record is from the annotation of a GenBank genome assembly.